Molecule: messenger RNA, 13628 nt
Organism: Acipenser ruthenus (sterlet)
Lineage: Eukaryota; Metazoa; Chordata; Actinopteri; Acipenseriformes; Acipenseridae
Product: potassium/sodium hyperpolarization-activated cyclic nucleotide-gated channel 2-like
Exons: 9
Coding region: 188-3628 (1146 amino acids)
Biological process (GO): potassium ion transport; transmembrane transport
Cellular component (GO): membrane
Molecular function (GO): voltage-gated potassium channel activity
Source: RefSeq, a predicted model, not a curated record
CAUCGACACCGCUGGAAGUAGCACUGCACGGCGGAGUGCGGUCGUGUGAUUCGACACUCGUGAUCUCCUUGUAAUCCAAUACCGACCAAACAACGCCCUGUCUGGCUUUCUCCUCCUCAAUUAGCCUACUUGGUGUAGCUCGCCGGUGACCUGGGAGAACACUGGAGCCAAAAUCUGAUCUUCCCCAAUGUCAUGGAUAAAAAAAGACGUUUCUGCUGGAGUUACAGAUAGCAUGAAAAAGAAAGGGAGCCGCAGCGGCGCCUCUUCCACCGUCGCUGCUGCCGCUGCCAGCCCCGGCUGCUUUGCCUUUGCUACCGCUGCCAUCCACUCGGGAUUGGGUUCGAAACCGGGCGCAGGCGGCAGCGCUAGUGUUAUGGACGAGGAGGAGGAAGGCGAGGAGGAACCCGGGCUGCAGCCGCAGCCACGCCGGGGAGAUGGCCGAGGCAGUGGCGGUGGAGACAGCAUCAGACUGAGGAACAUCAUACCAGGAGGGGGAGCCGCGCCAGCAGCGAGCAACAGCUCCAGCAACAAUAAGCUGUGCCUCUUGCAAGGCGAAGGAGCUGCGUCGAGUGCUGCCUCUCUUGCUGCUUCUCGCACGACCCCUGCUUGCCAGGGUGAUGCUGUUGGCUGUGCUGGGGGAGUUGGUGGGAGAGGGGGAGGAGGGGACUCAACCACAGCUGUGCUAGCAGCGGCAGCCGAGACCAGCACUAGCAGGAGUAACAGUGCCGCUAGCACGGGCACGAAAUGCAACAAAAACGGAGACUGCAUCCGAGAUCAAAGCACCGGGAGCUUGUCUUCCAUCAUCUCUAAGCAGGACAGGCAGCAGGGAAGGGGUGGAGGAGGAGAAGAGAGAAAAAAACAGGGUGCUUCCCCCAAAACCAGUGUUACCAGUAUGGAAGGGGCGACCACCACCACCACUACUACCACCACUGCAUCCUCAUUGAAUCAGGGUCAGGGUGACGAGCAGCCCCCUGCCCCCGCUAUUGUCCCGGAGAAAAGGGAACCCAAGGUGUCCUUUUCCAAUGCGCCAAGCAGGAAAGCGUCCUCGUCCGUGUACGGCCAGAAUCAAUCGCAGGCGCCACCGCAGCCUCAGCAGGACGACCAGCCCAGGAAUUCUGUCACCGUUCUCAAAUCCGACGAAUUCGCCCAGAUCUUAGCCGACGAUGGGGAUCCAGGAGGCAGCCAGGGGAGCUUCAUGCAGCGGCAGUUCGGGGCCAUGCUGCAGCCCGGAGUUAACAAAUUCUCCCUGCGGAUGUUCGGGAGCCAAAAGGCGGUGGAGAAGGAGCAGGAGCGGGUUAAAUCCGCCGGGGCUUGGAUCAUCCACCCGUACAGCGAUUUCAGGUUCUACUGGGACUUCACGAUGCUGCUGUUCAUGGUGGGGAACCUCAUCAUCAUCCCCGUGGGGAUCACCUUCUUCAAAGACGAGACCACCGCGCCCUGGAUUAUCUUCAACGUGGUCUCGGAUACCUUCUUCCUCACGGACCUGGUGCUGAACUUCCGCACGGGCAUCGUCAACGAGGACAACACCGAGAUCAUCCUGGACCCCCGGAAGAUCAAAAAGAAGUACCUGAAGACCUGGUUCGUGGUGGACUUUGUCUCCUCCAUCCCCGUGGAUUAUAUCUUUUUGAUCGUGGAGAGGGGGAUCGACUCCGAGGUCUACAAAACGGCCCGGGCGCUGAGGAUAGUCCGCUUCACCAAGAUCCUCAGCCUCCUGAGACUGCUGCGUCUCUCCAGGCUCAUCCGAUACAUCCACCAGUGGGAAGAGAUCUUCCACAUGACCUAUGACCUGGCGAGUGCAGUGAUGCGGAUUUUCAACCUGAUCGGCAUGAUGCUGCUGCUGUGCCACUGGGAUGGGUGCCUGCAGUUUCUCGUUCCCAUGCUCCAGGAAUUCCCCAGCGACUGCUGGGUCUCCUUGAACAAGAUGGUGAACGACACGUGGAGUGAGCUGUACUCCUUCGCACUCUUCAAGGCCAUGAGUCACAUGCUGUGCAUCGGCUACGGCCGGCAGGCGCCCGAGAGCAUGUCUGAUAUCUGGCUCACCAUGCUCAGCAUGAUCGUGGGUGCCACCUGCUACGCCAUGUUCAUCGGCCACGCCACGGCGCUCAUCCAGUCCCUCGACUCCUCCCGCCGGCAGUACCAGGAGAAGUACAAGCAAGUGGAGCAGUACAUGUCCUUCCACAAGCUGCCUGCCGACUUCCGCCAGAAAAUCCACGACUACUACGAGCACCGCUUCCAGGGGAAGAUGUUUGAUGAGGAGAGCAUCCUGGAAGAACUGAACGAGCCGCUGAGAGAGGAAAUCGUGAACUUUAACUGCCGGAAGCUGGUGGCGUCGAUGCCCCUGUUUGCCAACGCGGACCCCAACUUCGUGACGGCCAUGCUGACCAAGCUACGCUUCGAGGUGUUCCAGCCCGCGGACUACAUCGUCCGAGAGGGCACCAUUGGCAAGAAGAUGUACUUCAUCCAGCACGGCGUGGUCAGCAUCCUCACCAAGGGCAACAUCGGCAUGAGGCUCUCUGACGGGUCCUACUUCGGAGAGAUCUGCCUGCUGACACGAGGACGCCGCACAGCCAGCGUCCGGGCUGACACAUACUGCCGCCUCUACUCCCUCUCCGUGGACAACUUCAACGAGGUGCUGGAGGAGUACCCCAUGAUGAGGAGAGCCUUCGAGACCGUGGCCAUCGAUCGACUCGACCGCAUAGGUAAGAAGAACUCCACCCUGAUGCACAAGGUGCAGCAUGACCUCAGCUCGGGCGUCUUCAACAACCGCGAGAACGAGAUGAUCCAGGAGAUCGUAAAGUACGACCGCGAGAUGGUCCAGCGGGUGGAGCUGCAGCGGCCCAGGGCCAUGUCCAUGACGCCCCCCCUCCACGGGGCAAUGUUCGGCUACCCUGGUCAGCCCCAGAGCAGCUCUGCCAUCGCCACGCUGCAGCAGGCCGUAGCCAUGAGCUUCUGCCCCCAGAUGGUCAGCCCUCUCGUGGGGCCGGGGGUUCUCCAGUCCCCCCGCAUGGUCCGGCGCUUCCAGGUGGUGCAGAGCAUCUCCAGCCCCGUCUCGGUGUCUCCCCUCCAGUCCCAGCAGAUGUCGGCCGGGGCCUUAGCUUCGGCCGUCUCCAGCCCGCCUGUCCAGAGCCCCCUGGCGGCUGGAGGGCGAACUUUCCAGUACAGCUCCAGCCCCGGCCAGUCUGGUUCCCAGCUCUCCCUGGUCCAGCAGCGUGCCCCCAGCCCUCCCCAACGCCCAGCCGCCCACAAGAGCACCCAAGCCUUGCACACGGGCAGCUUGAGCCAAGAGGCCAGGCUGCUCUCCGCUUCCCAGCCAUCCCUCCCCCAAAACGGGUUCCAGGCAGCAGCAGCCCCUAGCCCACCACAGUCCACCCGGGUGUCGUCCACCUCCAUCGGCCCCCCGCAGGUUCACCCUGGCACCCCGGGCUCCUCCGGGCUCAGGGGGCCCCAGAGGGCAGUCUUGCCCCACCAGAUGUCAGUAGGGCUAGGGGGGGUCAUCUACCCCUCUACACCGCCCCCUGCUGGGGCUUCACCCAUGGGGCACCAGGACUCAGGAACACCCAAGAAGGAUUCGGUGGUUAGCAUCCCAGACACAGACUUGGUCAAAUCUAGGCUCUCUUCCAAUUUGUGACCUUGAGUGUUUUUAGGAGUCUUGGUUGAGAGCUGCGGGUUGUGUUUCGUUGACCCCCUCCCCCUCCCCCUCCCCUGUAAAUCUUCAAUCAGAAUGUAUGCUGAGUGAGUGGUGGGAGGGGGCAAAAGAAUCAGGAAAUUCAGAAGGACCUGCUUAACUAAGGAUUCUUACUCGAUACUAAGUGUACAAAAUAACGUGGGAUGUUUCUACUCCACAGACUCCAUACGUAGGCUCACGGUACAUAGUAGUAGACUCACCCCCCCCCCCAUUCUGUCCCCCCCAUUCUGUCCCACCCCUGAAUUUAGCUUUAUUUACUGUAAAGUGGAUUUACAAAACACAAAAUAAUGUAUCUGUUAAAUAUUGUAUAGAGUCAAAACCAUGCAAACUGACGUGAGCUGGUCGAAAAAAAAAACUAAAAGGGUAAUCAGGGACCUGCUUUGAAGACAACGGAGCCGCUUUGCAAAGUGUAUUGAGGUGUCCUUUUCUGCAUAAACAAGCUAAAUAGCUAGGUGUUCUACUCAUGACGCUGUUAUAAUAGUCUGGUUUUAGAAGAAAAAAAAAAAAAGCUGAUAGUCUUUUAGACCGCUGGUCGAUCUUACAUCGAUUAUUAUAAAAAAAAAAAAAAAAAAAAAAAAAAUUAUAUAAAAAAAAAAAAAAACUUUAUUUAAUCUUUGUUGUACCUUCACAAGACCAAAGCUGAGCUUAAACACAAUGUUUGGGGUUUCUUCGUCAACUAAAAAAUGGCAUUUAUUUGACUGCCUUGAUUCCGACUGCGAUCGACUUUAGAAGCCAUAUUGUUAGUCCAUCUGUGCGUGUGUACGUGUGUUGGUUUAACCACGCUUUUCAUGAGCUGAGAUUUAACUCCGGGAGUAUCUUACCAGGAAGCUUCCAUUGGUUUUUUCAAAGAGAAAAAGCUGGUUGUCAGGUUUCCAAUAGGUUAUCUGAAUACCGAUUGAUGGAAAUUAAAAAUUGAAAUAAGCCACAAAAAAAUAAACUAAUUUAAUGUGAACGUGGUUUAUUUAAUGAAUAUUAAGUGCAGUGGCUGAAAGACACUUCGUCAGAAAGUUUGACUACUUUUUAGUACCCCACUGUCGAUUAAGUCAGAAAGCAAAUACUGUAACCUGUUCAAAUAAAUGCAUAAAAACAACAACCUAUUGAAAACAUUGCAAGCAGAGUUUUUUUUUUCCCCCAAGCUGUUUGUUCCUGGAGUGAACGAUCCCCCCUCCCCGAUAAAUAAAAUCCUGCAAUCAAAACACAGGUGAGGGUGGAGGGACGCGCCACUGCAAUGCUUUCUCAGCAAGGGUCCUUGUUUGAUGAACUGGUUUUGAUUAAGCGGUUUCAUGUACGUCAGCGUGGGAUGCAGCACGUUUUUGAACUCAAUUGGAAAUCGUGUGUGAGUACGUGCGCGCGUGUGGGCGUGCGUGUGUCUUCACACAUAAAAGCAGUUUAUUAUUUAUUUUCUUUAUGAGAGCAACAUAAGUACAAUGAUAAAACAAUGUGAUAGUUAGGCGGGGUUCGCUCCCUGUUGAUUUAAAUUUAAAUAUAUGUGUAUACAGUUAUAUAACCUCUUUGAAAAACAAAAGCAAAAACCAAUAGAGGCUUUGUUCCAGUGGCUAUGUAUCCCUCACCUGUGUUCAGAAUGCAGUUUGGUUGGCACAGGUACAGGUGGGUAAGGUGGUUAAGAUUCGCCAGGAAGCCAAACUGUUUUUAAGUUACUAAAGUAUUUUGGUUGGCUACCGCUGUUAGCCAUGGAUUUAUAUCUGCCUAGAAAUUUAUUAACCCCAAAAACAUGCCCAAAACAAUUCCAGUUCUGUGGUCUAAGCAUGGCUAGGCUAUAGGGAUUCAAUUCAGGAUUUGGGGCAAAAAAGGUUCAGUUCGUGCAAUUAAUGGGCUGCAUGGAGACACUAAUUCAUUCCAAAUAAACACUGCUCCACUUUCAGUCCACUUUUUUUUUUGCAUGAACUGAUCAUUUCCUAAAGGUUUCCCUUCAAGCUGAAUGAAUUGGGUCUCGGGACAGCAGAAUACUUUGGCUUGAAGCUCAGUUUGAACCACCAGCUGCAUCCAGGUCUUGGGAGCGCUAGUCCAGGGUCUGUCCUCCAAUUGAAAAAGAGAGAGAGUACAGAUUGGCUCAGUUUCUACCAAUCAUCCCCUCCCGAAGUGGUCGGGCCACACCCAUCACCGACGGAGGUCCAAUGGGAGCCGGCGUCAUCGAGUUUAACCACUAGAUGUGUUCUCUUCCCAACUGACCAGAGAAGCUGCUGUUUCGAGCUCAAUGAAAAAAAAAAGAAGAAAAUAACCCUAUGCUCCUUCAUACUGUAGGUAGUAACCCCUAACCCCUUUAGCAACCUGCUACUGGACUGUUAACUGACUACAGCCAAUGCUAAGCCCAGUUUUUCAUACUGCCAAGAACUUAAGCCCUUAAGCAACGAAGAGCUGCUAAAAGCAAUGGAGCUACCAGCAGGCUAAUUCUUUCAGGAUACGGCCAUACGCAUCAAAGCAUCAGAGUUGUUUAUUUUUAAAUGUGUGUAAUUCCCAUGGUUUAAAGAGUCUUCAGGAGCGGCAGCAGCUACUGUAUAACUGCCCAGAGCAAACCACAAAAACGGAUUUUGACGUCGGUGGGAGCAGUCUCUGUUUCAGGUUGCUUAUUGGGGGAAGGUGUAAGGGGUGGUUCUGAUUCCCUUAUUAAGGAGGAGGACUGGUCAGUACUUGGCUUGAACCUCCAGUGAAGAUCAGGUGCUCAGUGUAUGAAGUGGGGGCUUUAUCAGAUCCCCAGCAUGGUGCUGGCAUGGGGGACACUUUGUUGAAAGUUAAACCUGAACACAGGUUAGUACAACUCUGACCCUCGCUAUACCCCCUGCUAAGGCUGGACCAAUACUCCUACUCAGUUUUCAGUUUCAUUGUGCCUCGGUACAGCAGUAAAAACGCCAGCGCCCCGGGUGAGAGGAAAAUGAACUUCCAAUAACCUUUUAAAACACAGUUAAUUGCCGUUGGUUGGUAUUCAAUUGUAAAGUUGAGGGAAGGGCAGGAUUUCUUGUUUUGAAAUCAACACAUUAGCGAAUGGAUUUAUUUUCUUCUUAAAGGCAAUUCCGAUUACAAGCUCGCCCCUACCCCCUACCCAGCUAAUUCUGAAACACUGUUCUCAUCCCCUUUAGAAUGGACAUCUCUGGAAACGCAAUGCUGCAUCUAAGUGGAUGUAUAUCCAUAUCCAUCUUUAAACAAAUAACUUUAAUAUGAAUACAAAAUCAUCCUCCCUCCUCUUGCAAAAACUCAUUAAAAAUCAGUCUUGCAGAUAGCACCGUUCGGUUUGCAACAGAUUUUAAUUUAAAACAUCUCUCUUGGUUUGUCAAGUGCAAUACGGUAAAAUAAAAAAUCAAAUGUAAUAAGAAAAAAAGACAAAUGACCCCCCCUUGACGUGACCUCUAGCUUGUACACAUCGUGUGCGCUGACCUCAUCACUGCAAUAAGUGUGCUCGCCAGAUACCCAAUAUUAUUCAUUAGGUUCGCUGUGAACUCUGCAAUGACAAAUACUCCAAUUCCAGACUGUGCCACACGCUUCACUUAACAAAGCUGGACUCCAGAACUCGCUGUACCACUGCAGGCUUUCGUGAUGGGAAGAAAUAUGAUGCCAUUAAAAGAGCUUUUCGUUCUUAUUAAUUUGGUUUUCCACAGACGCAGUGGGGAGGAUUUAUUACAGCAUUGGUUCCAGUGCAAACAGCAUUUUUUUUCACUAAAAUGAACUUUUUAAUGUUACAAAAUGUAAAUUCGAUGACAGUAGGUUGUUUGCGGAGUGUUAGUUCAGUAACAUUACUAACAUGCAAUCUGUAUGUACAGCCACCUGGACCGAUCUUGCUUCCUUCUAUACAAGUGAAUAAGACAGACCCUUUGCAUUUGCUAAACGGUUUAUUCAGGAUUCAUUGCAUUUCAUUUUUUGCCUAUUUGCUUAGUAAAUUUGCCACAGUGUGGGUAAAUAUUUACUAAAAGUAGAGGUUAGAUUAGCAGUACAGUAAACUAUAAACAAAAGUUGCCAGAUAGAAACAUUUUCACAGCACCUUUCCUCGAGCCAGGAGCAAGGGUAAAAAGGGAAAAAAAAAUUUUUUAAUCAAAAAUGAUAAGUUCAGCUACACAAUGAGCUGGAGAGGAGUGAAACGGAUAGGUAGGAAUGCUUAGGGAGUGCUAACUAACACAGAUCCUAGAAUCAUCUAGAAAGGCUGUAAACCCAGUCUGAUACAAAUCAAAUCCUUUUCCAUGAAGCGUGUUUCUUUCACACCCCAGAAUUAUAAACAAGCCUAACGCACAGCACAGCAGCCAAGCAACUGAAUUCAUUUAUUUAGCUGCGUGUCCUUUAAACAGAGCCCAGGUGAUCCAAGCUCGAUUCUGUCCCCUUUGCUAUUGAUUGUCCUUCACAAACCCAGACCUCCUGCUUGCCAAAGCUCCUGUGUGUUUUCUAAUUCCAGGACUGGGAUACUUUUUACUGUGUCUGCAAGCAAAGAGAUCAUUUGUUUCCAGUAAGCUCAUGCAUAAUGGAAGACCCUAAUGCAAGCGCACCUGAUAGACUCAGCUAGCCCCACCUGUGUCCCUGCUGCAUGAGAGAGGAAGAGCAAAUACUACCAACAGUGCCACCUGCUGGGCAUCACGGAUCACUAUCCCUGAGGAUGCUGGGAAAUGUAGUUCUGCUGUGUAGCAGCUCUAACUGGCCACUGCAGCUGUCAAUCAAAGUGGAGAUAUAGCCCAGAGUGAAUCUCAAAUUACUGAAAAUCAGCUACUCAUUUUGAAGGUGUAUGUUUUAAAUCUAUCAGUAAUAUUAUCAUUAUUGUGAGAUGUAGCAGUCUGUCCAUGAGAGUGCCAUAUUAUGCAGCAACAGUUAAUUCAUAUAUCUAUAUUUUUAAACAACUUUUUAAAAUGAGUUAUUGUCUAUUUCUUUAAUGUGUAGUGAAGGUAAUUUCCAGUUAAAUUUCUAAAUAAUAAUUUAAAAAAACCUGAAACCCACAAGCCAUGAUAUGACCAUUGCUGGCAUCCCUGUUCAGUCUAAUCCAGCACCACAAGUUAAGGGAAGUCAUUUAUUUAGGGGACUGACACAGUAUAAUUUACAUUUUUCAGAGCAGCUAGGAAUAAAUGGGUUAAGAAGAGGAAGAAAUCAAGUGGGAUGGGCGCCAGGAAGAUUGAAUGCCACUGAAGCCUGUAAAUGAAAUAUUCAAACAUUACUACAGGAGACGAGCGACUAUUUCAAAGCACAUUCCCUCAGUACUGACCUGCACUGAAGUCACUCCCAAGGAAAAUGCUUGAAGAUCAGGCAGCACCGAAAUGACACUUCAGUGGAGUGGCUUUUAAUGUCCUUCGCAGUUAGGUGUGAAAUCGCCCUUGUAAAGGCAAGUGUCCUGUUGGAUUCCAGGUAGUAUGGCGAGUAUUUCCAAUUGAACCCAGUUCUGAUCAGCAUACACAAAGUAUGGUUUGUGGUUCAAGGGCAGCCCUUUCCAUUCAAUGCAAUGGGCUGAGAGCUGCCAAUUCAUUACACUAUGCAGCUUUAUCAUUGAACAAUUACACUGUGAUGAUUUUCCUAAAUGUCUCCGGCUAGCUGUCAAACUCAAACAAAACCUACAAGCAGUGGUCAGUUUAUUUAGUCGAUUACAGGACACGGUGCCUGGCCAUUUGGGUAAGGGACCAACCGUUAGAACCAGAGGGGCGAGGCACCCAUUCUUAUUAAUAAACUCUUAAAGCGAGUCCCGUGUACAGCAUCAUUACAACACACACAGAGUUAGCACAGCUUUUGUUAUUCAGUGUCUUUUUAAGAAAAACGCAAUAAUGAUAGCAGCACCCGAACUUGAAUCCUUGGUUUGGUCAAAAGGAGGCAGUUUACUGCAUAAGGAAAUGGCCAUUAUCAAGCUACCAGAUUAAAUAUUCACAGCUGUUCACUUUAAGGCAGGGAGGCGGUGUAGGAAAGUGUAAUUAACAUCUCUGUCUGGAGUUUAUACAAUUAAGCAUUGCUUCCGUUCGGAAGACCAUCAUGACUGUACACAAAGAAACAUGAAUACAUCGCUGAGUGCACCACAUGCAAAGCAGAGCUCUCAUACACACUAUCAGAGUAUGAUGAUGCAAUCACAGGGGCUUCAAAGAGUAGCAUGCGUUAGGUAUCCCAUGUACUGUAUAACGCUAUACUCACAGACUGCACAUAGUGUCAUGUAAUAAGAAUUAGUUGCAGGGUUAAAUUUGCAUCAGCAUUUUAUUUUUGUAUUCCUCAAUUGUUAUUUUAGUAGUCAUUUUUGAGCAAUUGCUGUAUAUUUUUUUAAAUGUUAACAAUUCUCAUUGCCUGGCGUUAUGCAUAGUGGUUCCAAGUGCCAGUACAGGACGCAUUGCAUCUCUGGUGAGUGUCGCUCUAAUGGGAGUGAUAUGGACUUCUUUAAUGCCACCAGUACAAUGCUGGUCUGUUGAGCCGCUGUAUUCACUUAUUUAAAAUGGACAAAUGUGAAAUGUGUGGCGGUCUAAUUUAAGAUUUUUAAUUUACUAAGAAAAAAAACUAAAAUAAUUUGUGGGCAAUCGCCUUCUAAAGCAACAUUUAUAACUUGCAGCAGACCUUCUGAGUAGUAUUUGGAUGGUAUCCUAGUGUGCGAAGAGUGAGUGGAGAAUUGUAAUGCUUUUAAAGGAUGUGUGAAGCUCUGCUUUUUGACCGUCUAGUGCGAAUGUCGCUGUAUUUUGAUGGGACUUUUACUAUUUUACGCUAACUAAUGAUAUUAUCUGGUAAUCUGGUAAAAGAAGAUAAAGAAUGGAACGACUUCUUAUAAUAACCAUUGCAGCCGUAAUCUCAGUAUCUCUGUAGCCUUUUUGUGUUGAAUGUAUGUAAAUGAUGUAAAAGAUCAAAUGCAGUGUAAAUUAAAAUCUUUAAAAAGGGAAACAAUGUUAACUGAUGAAUGAUGUUUGCUGCGUGUGCGUGUGUGGCGUGUGGCGUGUGCCAGUGCUGGCCGUGCUUUCAUACCCCACUUGGUUCCUGUUUCUUACUGGCGUCCAUUCAAAAGUGACCCAGAGCGAUUUGCGUUUCCAUUAUCUACAGAAAGUGGGCUGCAAAACUGUUCUGUGAAACUGAACUUUGAAGUUUUCAAAUUGAACUUGAGUUUCCCAGGCUUGGCAUCUGCUCCUGUCUGUCAAAAUCAGCCUCACCCCCUUAUACGAUUUCCCCCAAUCAGAAUCUGCGACAGCCCUUCAGUGGGCAGGCGUAGGAGGCGGCCUGUUCUUUGUAGUCAACCCAGGAUUGUGAGUCGUUGGCUGCACAUGGAUUGCUCCUUCACCAACAUGGCGCCCUGUGCACAAAAAAGAGACCAUCUAUGUCAUAUACAUGUCCUACCCCAUUGUAUUAUAUGAAGAAGGGUGCUGGUUGUUUUUCUUUGUCUGCCCCCAGUCUUGCUGCUGAUUCCUAUUCCAGCACUUUGUCAGUUUAUUCCCUAAGCUUGGAUCCUUUUGGGUGAGGUGCAGGGUGCUGGUGGAAACUGAAAAUCAGUAGCCCCACCUAGAGCAGGUCUGCUACUCCUACACAACCUCCCACUCCUGACUGCUUUCUGCUGGUGCAUGUUUUAGCCGUGCAAAACUAUAGCUGUAUUAAACAGCAAAAAAAUCAGAAUCUCGGUCAAGCCCAAAAUGGCUCAUUUGUUUCCAGGAGGCUCGUGCCUGAUGGAAGACCCCAGUGCAAGCACACCUGGUCGACCCAACAUUUUUAGACUAUGAUUCCAGCUGCGCUCUGCAAAGGGUGUCCAAAUUUCUCUCCAGUCUAUUCCCAAGGGAAAACUUUGUUUUUGUCCUUGCAUAGGACUCUCUCUCGCUCCAGCAGAUUUUAAACUACUGCCCUCUGAAACUGCAACCUACCAGUAUAAUUCAAACAGUCUGACUCAUUGACACUGUGUUUUCUUCAGUCUACAUAGUACUGCAGUCUCUAGAUGUCCGAAGCUUUUGCUCAUAACAAAGUUUACUGCAUUGUUAGUUAACAAAACGGAAGACACUGUAUUUCCAAGUGUCUCCGUUUCUAAUAGUAACUAUUACAGUAUUGCUAUUAUUAUUAUUUUAAAUAUUGCAUUCAAAAUCAUUUAUACAGAACUGAUGAGUUUUUAAACACAUCACUCUGAUCUAAUACAAAGAGCAAAGACUAUGAGUCAUCAUGCUAAAAACAUUCAGAUAUUAUCUUACUGCGGUGUUUGGGCAAUGCCCUGCUGUGACCCGUGCGUCACGGACGUUAGAUAUGUCACCUCGUACUGCAUCGGUUUAGGAUUUCAUGCUUCAAAACCACAGUGUUUUAGAGUAGGAACACCCCAGCUGAAACUCUUAAUAAAACACCAACGUCUGCACCAAUAGAAACCAAUCCAAGGUCUGUGAUGGAAGCGUCUGGAAUCCUCACAAGGGUCAUUCAUUCACUCUUAUCUUCCUGGACCCCAGUGCAGCAGUAGCCAGAGAUACAUCUCCGCUCAUAGUUCUGACCUCACCUGCCGGUGGCGAUUUCCAUCUGCACAGUUCAAAUCUAGCAGAAGAUGAGGCCGGCAGUGAAGGAUGCCAGCUGUUAAAAGACACAAAUACGACUGCCAGGGUGUCCAGGAUAUGAAGAGUUCCUGCCAGGGUAUAUGGAGUUGAGCUGCAGUGUUCAGGACAGUUAGAUUGUGUUUUUUCGUUAUGCAGAACUUCCUGUUCAGUGGCAACUUAACUUUUUAUUCUCCCGGCUUCAGGGCUCACAAUCAAUGUGUUCUGUUCUGGGGGCGCUAAGACUAAUGAUCUGUGUGCAGCUGAACCCCAUGUCUCCAGCAUGCCUUUUGCAAAAUGUACACAGUACACUGUACUGCACAUCAUACGUCGUAAAUGCACAGUGUGGCUGGGGUAACAUUUUAUUUAUAUUGUGGGGCAAAUCUAUAUGGUGUACACGUCUAUUGUGACACAUUGCAUGUGCAGUACCUAUAGAUAUCAGUGCAGUGCAAAGGGCAUGCCAGUGAGUCCGGUCCAAUUACUGGCUGCACAGGGGGGCACACAUCUUGGUCUGGUACGGUGUGUGUGUUAAAGACCAAGCACAGUACCUUCGGGGAAAGGCAAGCUGUUAUUGUAUUAGAGAGGUCUGCACCUGUAGUCUUAGAACAUUCUCAACGGCCUCCCAUGCAGAUUUGUAGUAUCUUAUAGGCUGCAGUGCCAACAGCCUCCAUUGUGACACAAUACAGCAUUCUAGAUUCUGGUGUGGAAAGAGUUUGUUUUCUGGUAUUCCUUAUAAAGGUCCUGGGGCUCACAUUGCCAGAACCAUCCUACCUGUCAGCAUCUUACCUAAAGUUAGAACGUCGAAUUCCUCAAGUUUAGGAAACGCUAUGUAACAGAAUACAGAGUAGGUUUUGCAAACCGUUUAAAAAAAAAAAGACAAUUUUGCUGACAAAGGAUUUUCUAAUUGAAUCUGGCAUUUGUUGCUUGUACGUAGAAUUCUGUUUCUCUGUUGCAAUAAUUGAAUGUUUGCGUUGUACUCGUUUGUAUCGUCUGUUCCGCGUGUUGUUUUCCUGUGCCUUUGCCUUUGCCUUUCCUGCUGUGUUCAGUCAAUCCUAAAAAACAAAACUCAUCUACAAUAUAAAACUUGUCAUAUGAAAAAAAAAAAUUGUACAAUCAGGCAAGUUUGGAUUUUGUUCUGUAAUGUGCCCCCCCACCCACGCUCUUUAAGCCACAAGCUACACACCACAGUACCCUUAACUACACUGAGCUACUUGAACCCACAUCCUCCUGCACCCAGGUCUGGAGCCUCAACACUCAAGCUUCUUUUCCUGUGCCCCACUUAAAGAGGUGUGUGCACUACAGACCUGGUUGAAAUCUUAACAGAAUCCCGUCACAGAGGGUCAAUAGCUGCACUGAUGUCUGGUAUGACUGCAGCGUUUGGUAGGUCAACUAUUUCUAAUAAAUACUAGAAAAUGCAAUUAUAAAAUGUAUGGUAAUAAUGGCAUCAAACCCCUUCAGAAAGUCAUGCAGUAAUCAUUGUGCAAUAAAACAUGAGAGCAUUGGCAUAUUAA